AUGGCACCAGUCCUGCGAGCGCAAGAUCCUUGGGACCUAAACCCUCGCAAACAUGCGAGAUCCAAGCAGAUGCGUCCGCCUGAAACGUGCCCAGGAGGAGACUCUCCUCCAGACUUGACACGACUCUCCAAGCUUUCCGGCUCUGCUCAUUUUCUUGGUGAUCACAAUGGCUCGAUUGACGCUGUCAUAACUUCUCGACCCAAGGCCACCCACCGCAGUCGCACUUUAGGUGUCCCAGUCCGCGAUGUUGUCACCGAAAGAGAAGACAUCUUUGCUACUCAUUACCACGCCGACAGCAACAGUCCUGUGACAUUGUCGCCCACCAUUGCACGAUCCGUCAGCCGCCAGGAGGGCAGUGCGGACGACCGCGGAAAGAGCGACUCCAGUAUCCGCAAUGGUACAGCAGCCACGAUGGCCACGACCACAACAAAGCCGCUGCCGACGCGCUGCAACUCGGUCGACUUCUCGCCUGCCCUCCACGAAUACCUCCAUGAUAGCCCGACGUCUUCAGCGCCGCUGUUCCGAGAUCCGAGCAUCUUCCACGACACACCGCCGCAGUCUCGUUCAGAGAAGAACAGCCCCGCCGCUCAAUACAACCGUCGGUCACUGUACGAUUUCCACGAUUUCAGCUCAUUGACGGCGAAAAUCUUACACAACAUCCAACACAACGGCGCUCAGCUACCGACGACGCCGCAAACGAGGAAAGAGUCAUUGCCGAUCACACCCAUACCUGGCGUGCAAAGCCAUGACUACGCGCAAGACCUGUCGCAAAGCGCCGAACGUCAAUCAUACCGCUCGUGGCGCACAGGACAGGCAAAGGUGAAUGGAAUGACCAUUGCCGAGUCUCAGCGUACCCAGAACAAAACCGAAAAGCACAUCGACGCACAAUUACCCCAGCCAGAACCGCUCAUGGCCAAUGUGCGCAGUCGCAAGGCCAGUCACUACCUGGGCUUGUUUCGGGAGAACGACGCGGAAGAGAGGAGAGAUAACGAGCAGAAAAAGGCUGGGAAGAUAAAGGAUGGACGGACUGAUAAGGACGGAGUGACAUCAAACCAGGCAUGGCAAGCCCGUGAGCCCACCAUUUCAGAAGAUGUGGAAUCGGAAGAGGAUGGAAACAGCGUCACAGUUUCGGAGGAGCGCAUGUCCCAUACCUUGCCAAUUGGAUUACUCGAAGAAAUUCGUAACAAUCAGCAUUUGGUGCCUGGGCCGGCGUCGCGUAAGACACCGAACCCUAAGCAUGUUCCCUCCAAAGGUCUUGAGCAUCGCGUAAAUGCACUCAUUCAGAAUGGUUCCAAGUCUGAAGACGAGGAGUCUGAUCGCGAGCACAUCUCUUCCGCAACUUACUUCCCGCAUCAAGGUGUUACCCUUGGCGAUUCACCUACAGAAGACCAGCUCACGAAGCGAGAGCCAAAGGCCAAGGCCGAGUUGAAGACAGUGUCUGAUAAGGACUCUACUGGCAACGUUCAGGUCUCCCUCAACUCCGAGGACGGCCGAGAUUACUUGCAGGGCAUCUCGCGUGCACCUUCUACCACCGACUUCGAACCUUUGCCGCAGCCAGCGCUACCGGCAGAUUACAAGUCCGACUCUGAUUAUGAGUCCGACGCGUACGGAUAUGAUUCGACGGCUUCUGGGGAGGAUGAGGAGGAUGAUGUCGAGACGACUCCCACAGCCACUCCGCUGGUAAAAGCGAUAGACCAAAGGAGCCCUCCACAGCGAAGACGCCAGCACUCUCCGACCCCGAUGAAUGCGGUGGAAUUGAAGCCAUACAAGCAUCAAGUCGGCGGGCAUACAACCAUGUUCUCCUUCUCUCGAAGAGCCGUGUGCAAACAGCUCAACAGCAAAGAGAACAUGUUCUACGAGACUGUCGAGAAGAAUCAUCCAGAUCUCCUUGGAUUCAUGCCUCGAUAUAUCGGUGUCUUGAACGUCACAUACCGGAAAGAGACCAAGCGGCGUAAGCAAAACAGUUCCGAGGAAUCGCAAUCUCAAGAAGUGGACUCCAAAUCUGAGGCCGACGGGCAGCAAAGCAAGUCCGGGAAUGGCAAUUCUGCGACCAGCGCUCCUCGCCUUAUUAGCCAUUCGCUCCAGCAAACGUCUUCCUCUAUACCACAGGUGAUCUUCGAGAACAACCGGCAUCUCAUUCCGGACGAGCUCUUCCACCUCAGGCAUAGAUCAAAGACACCAGACUUGCCCAGGGCUCAAUCCUCGCCAGUCAUUCCGGGUGGUUCAGAAGACCAUGAUGACUCUCCCGCCGAUUCACGUCGUCCGUCGCUUAAGCCGGCCUCUAGCUGGGGCUUCACUACGCGAAACGACAAGCUUCGAGACCAUGUAUUGCGUGAGGUCUUUACGCCUCCGGUCAUACACAAACAUGAUCGGCGAGAUCGAGCGUACCAUGGACGCGCGCUCCAUAAAUACAGCAAGCCGGUUCAGGAGGAGAUCAGCGGAACUCGCCAGAAAUCAGUGGAUAUUCCUUCGACUAGGCGAUACGAAGCUCUCACUAAAAGCGAUCAGCCUAUGCUCGCGAUACCACGGCGCUUAUCUCGCAGAGAUAAUGAGAACGGUCUCGAACGUGCCACGUCAAAUGUGGAGCAACUUCUACAAGAUAGCAGGGCAGCCCUUAGUAGGAGCGCCGAUAUGUCCGAAGAUCCAGUCCCAACUGGCGGCAGCUCUCGUCAGCAUCGACGCCGUCACUCGGGUGGUGGUCUCACCCGAAAGCCGACUGACAUUGACGGCUCUCGUGGAGACUUGGAAUUUCACGAGGAUGAACACUAUUCUGCUGCUGACGCUGAGGAGGAUGUCUUCGCUAUGGACGACGUGAGAAGGAAGGAGUCUUUGACGAAGCAAGAUUCAAAAGUUGGACCGGUCGAAGAGUCGACCAGCUCUGUCAGCAAUGAUUUGGGACCUGCUAGCCCUGGAGCACCAGCAGACAAAUACUCCGCACCACGCCUAGGACCCGCUAUCGACCUAGGCGCACCAGGUCCUCGCAACCCCGAAACGUCCCUCGUCCAACAUGACGAACGCGUCGAACACUUCCUCCUCCUUGAAGAUCUGACCGCGGGCAUGCAAAAACCCUGCGUCCUCGAUCUCAAAAUGGGCACCCGUCAAUACGGCGUCGAAGCCAACGAAAAGAAGCAAGCCUCGCAACGCAUGAAAUGCAAAACCACCACUUCCCGCGAACUCGGCGUGCGUGUCUGCGGCAUGCAAGUCUACAAUGUGAAGUCCCAAAAAUACUCCUUCGAAGACAAAUACUUCGGCCGCGACCUCAAAGCGGGCAUGGAAUUCCGCGAGGCCCUGAAGCGCUUCUUCUUCGACGGCAUCGGCCACGCUCAGGCCAUUAAACACGUGCCCACCAUCCUCGAGAAAAUCACCGCUCUUGAACGCAUUAUCCGCCAAUUGCCACGCUAUCGCCUCUAUGCCAGCAGCUUGCUCAUGAUCUACGAUCGCGGUGAUGCCGACGAAGCGGGUCGUCUCCGUCCUUGCUCUCCGCGGGAGGACGGCAAACCCGCACAGUACCCCGACAUCAAGCUCAAAAUCGUGGACUUUGCCAACUGCGUGACGGCCGAGGACGCAGAUGUUGUGAGGGGGAAGCCUUGUCCGCCGAGACACUUCGAGCAGAUUGAUCGUGGAUAUCUGAGGGGUUUGAGGAGUUUGAGAUUAUAUUUUCAGAAGAUUCUGGUGGAGUUGCAAGUGGAUCGCCACGUGGAGCGAGGUGAGGGGGAGGGGAUGGCGGUCGAGGGAAUGAGGGGUGUCGGAGCCGGGGCAGGAGGGAAGGGGUGGAUGGAGGGAUUUGCUGAGGAGGAUGCUGGGGAGGUCAGUAUUUGA
Molecule: messenger RNA, 3819 nt
Organism: Zymoseptoria tritici IPO323
Lineage: Eukaryota; Fungi; Ascomycota; Dothideomycetes; Mycosphaerellales; Mycosphaerellaceae
Exons: 1
Coding region: 1-3819 (1272 amino acids)
Biological process (GO): inositol phosphate biosynthetic process; phosphatidylinositol phosphate biosynthetic process
Cellular component (GO): nucleus; cytoplasm
Molecular function (GO): inositol hexakisphosphate kinase activity
Source: RefSeq, a predicted model, not a curated record